This is a messenger RNA of Parathielavia appendiculata, 1212 nucleotides long. RefSeq lists its product as uncharacterized. The record is from RefSeq and is a predicted model, not a curated record. NCBI's taxonomy places the organism in Eukaryota, Fungi, Ascomycota, Sordariomycetes, Sordariales, Chaetomiaceae. The transcript has a single exon. Bases 375 to 1013 code for a protein of 212 amino acids.
GGGAGCCCAGCAAUGGGCUUGGCGCAGGUUCGAUGUAACGACACAGUCUUUCAGCCUUCCGAGAAUUUGGGUCAGCGACGAGGAUUUCCGAGCGAAGCGAGCUGGUGACGCAGCAUCACCACAAAAGAUCUCUGGUUUCUGCACCAAUAGUGAAUGCCUGUGAUGCCAGCCUCCAGAGGUACGUGUAAGUUGCGCAAGUGGCAAGACGGGCCAAGCCCAAUAAGGGUGCCGGAGCUUCCGUCAAGUUCUAUGACGAGUGUGACUCGUUCAAGCUGCAGGAGUACAGUAGGUCACUGACGUCGCGGUGUGUCUCCAUCAACCUCGGAGUCGGGUCGAUUCUUGUCCAGGUUCUGAGUUGUGACGGCCAUCUCGGCAUGCCCUUCGGUACGUAUGUUCCUCGCAGACCGAUGCCUGCGCCGCGUCGUGUGCCGCACGCGUGCGUCUGCUACGCGAGAAAACGUGACACGGUCCCGUCUAGCGGGAUACUGCUUGCUCCAGAGAAGCAACAUGGGCAUUUAGCCAAGAUUACACAGUACAGUACUAUCGGAGGGUCGCACAGCCACCGCCAUUCCACUACCACAGUCUGGCUGUGUCAUAGAAGCAUGACAUGCACUUUUGGUACCGAAUGUUUAUUAGUUCGGCCCAGCCAGGGGAGCCGCAGCCGUGCCCAGGUUCAGGUCAACGUCAACCUUAGAACCGACCGGUCCCCGCAAACACCGAAGCAAUUGCCCCGGCCCCCCUCCCAGUCAGUGAACAGCUUGCCGUUUCGCCGGUUUGCAGUAGCCAGGGGCAGGGCAAGCCUGCAGUUUUGUCUCUCCGAAAUAAGGCAGGCGGAUAGAUACAGCCACCGUGAAGUGACCGCUGUCAACUUCAGCUCGUCGGACGCAGAGCAGUUGUCUGCCGAUGGGUUAUUUUGCAAACCCAACAGCAGAAUUGAAGGCCACGAAGUGGUUAACGAAGCUUUGACAUACCCCGCUGCUGUCAGUGCUGUGUGGCGGAUCAACGCCGGCUAACCGUCUCCAGGAAAAGCGUCGAUCUGAUCGAUAAGGUUUUGUGAUUACUGAACACGGGGGCAGUCAGCCUCUGCCGAGGAAACUAACUCCCUUCACACAGGAUGCACAUACCUCCGUACACAGCGCUCUUGAAAUCAGGAACGCAAGGCUGUGGGAAUCAGCCCUCGAGCGUAACCUCCUGGGAGAUGUCACAAUGGUC